AUGAAUCAAGAUGUCAAUGUACCGGUCAUAAACUUCGAUCAUACAAAUACCCUCGAAACAAAGUAUGUCUAUUUUAAUGAGAACAGACACGGAUCCUCCCGAACGGUUAAUCGAGAAGAAACUCCGGUACAAGAUUGGAGAAUGAGAGAAAGGCUCAAGACAGUAUCAGGUGCCUUAGUCUUAUGCUUAAAUAUCGGCGUAGAUCCACCUGACAUUGUAAAGCCAAGCCCUUGCGCAAAGCUUGAGUGCUGGGUGGAUCCUUUCUCUGUUCCACCGACGAAAGCCUUAGACGCCAUUGGUAAAAAUCUUCAGGCCCAAUACGAACAACUCAGCAUUCGGACUCGAUACAAACAAUAUUUAGACCCUUCGGUUGAUGAGAUGAAAAAGUUUUGCACAAAUUUGAGAAAAAGUGCCAAGGAAGAACGCGUUUUGCUUCAUUAUAAUGGUCAUGGUGUUCCAAAACCAACUGCGAGCGGAGAGAUUUGGUGUUUUAACAAGCAUUUUACACAAUAUAUACCAGUGUCCUUAGGCGAUUUACAAUCCUGGCUCGGUUCUCCAUGUAUUUAUGUUUAUGAUUGUUCAGCUGCUGGCAAUAUUUUAGAGAGCUUCAAACGUUUUUCUGAACAACGAUAUUUGGAAAAUAACAGGCCAGAAUCUAGCACACCUUUAAAUAUUCAAUUAGCCGCAUGUGGUCCUAACGAAACUUUACCUAUGCAUCCUCAUUUACCAGCAGAUUUAUUCACAUCUUGUCUAACUUCUCCGAUCGAAAUUGCUUUAAGAUGGUUCGUUUUACAAAAUCCAUUACCAUCAUAUCUCACUGUUGACAUGGUAAUGAAACUUCCAGGGAGAUUACAAGAUCGUCGUACACCUUUAGGUGAAUUAAAUUGGAUUUUUACUGCAAUUACCGACACCAUAGCUUGGAAUGUUCUACCACGUGAUUUAUUCAAGCAAUUAUUUCGACAAGAUCUUAUGGUAGCUGCUCUUUUCAGAAAUUUUCUACUGGCGGAAAGGAUAAUGAGGCGUUAUCAAUGUAAGCCCAUGUCACAUCCAGAAUUACCACCAACUCACGAUCAUCCAAUGUGGGAUUCAUGGGACCUGGCUGUUGAUAUGUGUUUAGCACAAUUACCGUCAUUAUUAAGCGCUGAAAACGGUGGUACAGAAGUCGAAUAUAAACAUUCGACAUUUUUUGACGAACAAUUGACAGCGUUCCAAGUGUGGUUGUCGAAAGGAUCUGUGUCUCAAAAACCACCAGAACAAUUACCCAUUGUAUUGCAGGUGCUUCUCAGUCAGGUGCAUCGGUCUCGUGCGUUGGGGUUAUUAAGUAAAUAUUUAGAUUUAGGACCCCGUGCAGUUAGCUUAGCAUUAUCUAUAGGAAUAUUUCCUUACGUUCUUAAGUUAUUACAAAGUCCUGCUGCGGAUCUGAAACCACCAUUAGUAUUUAUAUGGGCCAGAAUAUUGGCAGUUGAUAGGUCAUGUCAACAAGACCUAUUAAAGGAACAUGGUUAUAAUUAUUUUGUGAAUAUACUCUCGCCAAAUAGCAUGCUUAACAUUCCGAAUGAAGCUGAACAUCGAGCAAUGUGUGCAUUCAUUUUGGCAAUCUUUUGCACUAAUUUUAACCAAGGGCAAGUUGCAUGUAAAAAAGCUUUAGUUUUACAGGCUUGUUUAGCACGAAUUGGAGAUGUUGAUGCCCUUUUACGGCAAUGGGCAUGUCUUUGUAUAGGCCAAUAUUGGACAAACUAUGCAGAUGCUAAGAGUGAGGGUAUCGAGAAUCAAGCCCACUUGAAACUUUUUGGGCUUUUGAACGAUCCUGUUCCUGAAGUUCGUGCAUCAGCACUCUACGCUCUAGGUACUUUUAUUGGUGACUUGGAACGUACAGAACAAAUAGUUAAUAUUGAACAUAACAUCGCCAUAAACGCCCUUGAUGCUAAUAACGAUGCUUCUCCUCUUGUCAGAAGAGAACUCGUUAUAGCACUCUCCUACAUAGUGAAUGCAUAUUCAGAACAAUUUAUACGUGUGGCUUAUGAAGAGUUGCAAGAUAUUCAUCGGCGCGUUGUUGCAACACGACAACGUCCUAGGGAAAGUCGACCUAGCUCCGUGUACACUUGCGUUUGGAAAGCACUACUUAAUCUUUCUGCAGACUCGGAUGCAGAAGUUGCACAACUUGCUGCAACAGUCGUUGAUGCUAUAAAUACUCAAUUAUUAGAAUCUUCACAUAUUGAAAACGUCACGGUUGCAUUGCGGCAGGUACUCCAAGAACAAGGUACACAAGAUACAGAAACUUUUAGGGCAUCAUUAAAUAAGCAACCAUCAUACGAUGAUGUGCUACCAUUAAAAUCGAAAUUCUUUGAUUGGAGUUGCGAAUAUUUCCGAGAGCCACAAAUGAAGCCCGCUGAAUCCGAGCAAUCGGGUAGCGUCGACGAUAAUGUGCGAUCAUGGCGUCGCAAAAGAAAUGAAAAUAUAAUUAAAUCUACACAACCACUUAAGGAAGUUGCUGGUUCUAGCCGAUGGAAUAAACAGAUUGCUAUAUUUAAUAAUGAAUCUGAGCCAUCAAAAUUGUUAUUUCAUCAAUUUGAACCUCAUCUUGUUCACUACCGUAUGCAUUCUUUUUCAAACGGAAACCCAAUGGGAAGUAAGAUUACAACAUUAAAAUUCGUAAAUGAAGACGAAAUAUCAAUGUUACUCACUGGCUCAAGUGAUGGUAUCGUUCGUGUGUAUCGUAACUAUGAUUCACCAAUGUCGUCAGAAAUAGUGACGUCAUGGCGUGCAAUGCCUGAAAUAUUACCGAACAGCCAAAGAAGUGGUCUUAUUGCUGAAUGGCAACAAUCUCGAGGGACUUUAUUAGUAGGUGGCGAUGUUCGAGUAAUCAGAGUAUGGGAUGCACUGCGUGAAAUCACAGUUAGCGUCAUACCUGCUCGGUCAGGAAGUUCCAUCACCAGUCUUACCAGUGAUGGUGAUUUUUUUGUAGCUGGUUUUGCAGAUGGAGCAAUUCGUGUAUUUGACAUACGUAUCCAACCUAUAGAUGCGAUGAUAUUAUCUAAUAAAGAACAUAAAAAUUCUAUAACGAAUGUCGUGUGGCAGAAAGGCGCAGGACGUGAGCUAGUAUCCGGGAGUAAAUCUGGAGAGAUAAAAAUAUGGGAUAUUCGACAUAAUCGUUCAAAACGUACUAUAUGUAAUGAACCGAACUCUUGUGAAAUGAAUGCAAUGGAUGUUCACCAAUAUGCAGAUGUUGUAGCAAGCGUAUAUUCGAAUCAAUUAAUCAAAGUCUGGAACACAUCAGGAAUAAAUCUAUCUUCGACCCGUUACAACACUGGAUUCCUUGGGUGGGGUGCACAAGUUACAUCCUUAGCACUCGCAGGUCACCAUAUGGUGAUGGCAGUUGGUGCUACAGAUAAUUAUUUAUCACUAUACGGCAGAGAUGUUACAUUAUAA
This is a messenger RNA of Cetraspora pellucida, 3429 nucleotides long. The record is from the annotation of a GenBank genome assembly. Lineage: Eukaryota; Fungi; Glomeromycota; Glomeromycetes; Diversisporales; Gigasporaceae.